GCCAUACAAAACUUGAGGGCAGCUAUGUGUGUUGUAUAUAUAUGCUACAACUUGCUCUAUCACCACCAACCCAAUUCAUACUUCUUUCUUUUGGUAUCUCUCUAGCUAUCUUCUUUCUCUCUCUAAAAUCAAGAUCGAAAUAAUGGAUGCAAGCACUCCGAGCAGCAUAGAUGAGAGCAGUUCUAGCGACUCUAUGUCGGUUGCAUUGAAUUUGCCGCCGGCAACCAAGUCGCCGGAGAGCCUCUGCCGAAUGGGGAGCGGCGCGAGCGUGAUCAUCGACGCGGAGAACGGCGUGGAGGCGGAGUCCGGCCGGAAACUGCCGUCGUCGAGAUUCAAAGGCGUGGUUCCCCAGCCGAAUGGGCGGUGGGGGGCUCAAAUCUACGAGAAACACCAGCGGGUGUGGCUCGGGACGUUCAACGAGGAAGAGGAAGCCGCUAGGGUGUACGACAUCGCCGCCCAGCGCUUCCGCGGCCGCGAUGCCGUUACCAAUUUCAAGCCGUUGUCGGAAACAACCGCCAACGGAGACGACUACGAGGCGGUGUUUUUGAGCUCCCACUCCAAGGCGGAGAUCGUGGAUAUGCUCCGAAAACACACUUACGCCGACGAGCUGGAGCAGAGCCGCCGAGCCUUCAACAUUAACAACAGUAACAAUACGAGCGCCCGGAAACCGGAAGCCGAUAGAUCGGCUAAGUCCCGGGAGCGGCUCUUCGAGAAAGCCGUGACUCCUAGCGACGUGGGCAAGCUGAACCGGCUCGUGAUCCCCAAGCAACAAGCGGAGAAGCACUUCCCUCUCCAAAACGGCGCCGUCACCUCCAAAGGAGUUCUCUUGAACUUCGAGGACACCAACGGGAAAGUAUGGCGGUUCCGGUACUCGUACUGGAAUAGCAGCCAGAGCUACGUGCUGACCAAGGGGUGGAGCCGGUUCGUGAAGGAGAAGAGCUUGAAAGCCGGAGACAUUGUGAGUUUCCACAGAUCGACCGGACCGGAAAAACAGCUCUACAUCGACUGGAAGCCCAGGAAUGGGACCGGAUCCGACAUCCCGGUUCAUCCGGUUCAAGUGUUUAGACUAUUUGGCGUCAACAUAUUAAGCAAGAGUAGUACAGUAGUAUCCCCUAUGGCUAUGGCGGCUAUGGAUACCACCAAUAAUAUCAGUAGUUGCAGUGGUGGCAAGAGGAUAAGAGAAGUAAUGGAGUUCUUGCCAUUGGAGUGUAGCAAAAAGCAAAGGGUCAUUGAUGCUUUGUAACGUUUCGAGACUCGAAUCUGAAACCUUUGUUUAAACACGAAUAGUAUAUGUCAGAUUGUCAGCUCAACUAGGCAGGUGUUAGAAAUCACCUUUUAUUUCUAAUCUUUCGUUUUUAAUUUUUUUGUUUUUGGUUUUGAGGAUGAGUUGAAGGGAGGGAUGGGCAUGUUGCAACUUGCAAGUUCCAAUUUGUAUAUUAGUGUUUUUAGGGAAGCUAAGAAUGGCUCUAAUAAAGAGCUCAUCAUCAUCAACAACUAGCUGGUAAAACAUUACAAAAAAAAAUGUGGAAAUAGAAAUAACAUCUUUUAACUUGUUCAUGCUCAAAA
This is a messenger RNA of Ipomoea triloba (trilobed morning glory), 1566 nucleotides long. Its product is annotated as AP2/ERF and B3 domain-containing transcription repressor RAV2-like. Gene Ontology annotation, biological process: regulation of DNA-templated transcription. The record is from RefSeq and is a predicted model, not a curated record. The coding region runs from base 143 to 1243 and encodes 366 amino acids. The transcript has a single exon. Gene Ontology annotation, molecular function: DNA binding; DNA-binding transcription factor activity. NCBI's taxonomy places the organism in Eukaryota, Viridiplantae, Streptophyta, Magnoliopsida, Solanales, Convolvulaceae.